UCAUGAUGCAAUGCGUUUUGGACAAGUGGUUGGAGCCCGAAGGCCGGGUUUAAAAGUGACUUUAAUAUCAAUUUAAACAUCAGGUUUUUUUUUAAAUUUAGUUUUAAGUUGUUGUAGAAAUCUCAAAUUAAGCUAGCUGUAUCUGUUUGAUAUGGAAUGUCAGCGGAAUUCCCCAUCUGGGAGGAAGUUUGAAGCUUCAAGGGCAUAAUUUCCUUUAAAUUCUAAGUAACAGCUUUGGUACAAAUUACUGAGCAAAGAUGAAGAUGUUUUACAGUGUCUACAGUUUGUCUCUCCUCCUUGGUCUAAUAUGUGUAACCAUGGUGGUGACCUGGAGUACUUGUUAUCGAGGAGGCUUUGCCUGGGAUGGAACAGCAAAGAUGUUUAACUGGCAUCCUCUAUGCAUGGUGUCUUGGUUUGUGCUCUAUGGGAAUGCCAUUCUUGUGUACAGGCUUCCCUUUACAUGGUCCAGCAGCAAGAUGCUGCUAAAGUUGGUUCAUGCUGUGCUGAAUCUUGGUGCACUGAUUUUGGCUGUCAUCGGGUUGUUAGCAGCAUUUGGAUUUCACAAUAAGAUGCAAAUUCCCAAUUUGUAUUCCAUACACAGCUGGGUGGGAUUUACAGUAGUCAUCCUCUUUAGCUUGCAGUGGCUCCUUGGGUUUCUGUCCUUUCUGUUGCCCUGUGCUCCACUCUGGCUUCGAGUUGCUUACAAAGAUGUGCAUAUUUUCUUUGGAAUUUGUUUCUUAACAAUGACUACUGCUGCUUGUCUGUCAGGAAUCAAUGAGAAAUUAAUCUUUGUGCUUAAUGCUGCCAACUCGUCCGCUCCCUAUAAGGAUCAUCCACCUGAAGCAUAUUUGGCUAAUAUUUUGGGGAUUUUACUGGUGUGUUUCUUCCUUUCUGUUGCCUGGAUGCUCUACAAACGUGAAUGGAAACGACCAAACCCCCACACAUCGGUACUCAAUGAAGCCACAGAGCCUCUUCUGGGUGAACAUUAAAUGAGGAAAAUAUUAAUGAAUUGCUGGAUAUAGUAGAAAGAACCUAUCUUGGGAAGAGCACAUACAUUAUGCCAUUCUAUUGAACCAAGUUUACCAAAAAUUAAUCAUCUUGGGCUCGGACUACUGAGUUGAGCACUUUAGCAUUAAAACAUUUUCUUUUGGUGGAAUCAUCAGGACAAGGUCACUGUAUCAAGUUAAUAAUUCCUUUGAAAUGGAAUUUUGAUUUAUAACUCCAUUAAUGUUCAAGGGAGAGAGAAGACUGGCCUUUAUUGCCAUACUGUGGAUCUCCAGAAACAGUCAGAAAAGGCUGAAGUUGUCAAGUAACAAAGUCAAUUAAAUGCACUCUUAAUCAACCAUCCACAUUUGAGAUCACCAACUUUUUAAUUGAGAUGAAUUGAAUCAUUACUGCAAGCAAGAAGCUUUGUACUUUUCUCCUUAAGUAGUCAAUUUCAUUAACUGACAUGCUAUUUACUACUGAAACAAAUCGCUAUUGCUGAUGGGGAAAGAACGUUUCCCAAAAAAUUAUUUUAUCACUUAAGAAUCAAUUAUUUAAACGGGUUUUAUAAUUUCCAAAGAUUUUUGCUUGAAGCAACAUGUUGAUUUUUACUUUGAAAUUUGAUUUGAAUCGUUGAAUGGAAGGUUCAAGAGACUGUUGAUGCUGGAAUCUGGAGCAGCACACCAAAUGCCAGAGGAACUCAGGUGGUCUGACAGCAUCCAUGGAGGGAAAUGUAUAGUUUAUGUUUCGGGUCGAGACCUUUCAAUUGGACUGGAAGUUGGAGGGGAGAUGGCCCGCACUGAAUUCUUCACCUUGUGGUAAUCCACUUCCCCUCUGUCCCUUUUCUCUCUAUCUAACCAACCCUCGUGACCCUUUCUUCAUUCUCUCUGCAUCACCCUCACUCUCCUUUCACUGGUUCCUCUGCUCCAUGGCUCCCAGCUGCUCUCCCCACCUUUGCUCCAUUCCAAACUUCACAUUCUUCUAUCAGAUUCUAUCAUCUUCAAUCCUUCAUCACUUCCAUUUUAUCACAUCCUAGCUUCUGACACUAUACCCAUUCUCCCCUCCCCCAUCUGCCUACCAAGCCUACUCACCUGGAUUCAUCUAUCGCCUGCCAACUCUUGCUCCACCUUUCCCUCCACCUUUUCAUACUGGCUGUCUCUCCAGAUUUCAGUCCAGAUGAAGGGAAUCAACCUGAAACUUCCCUCCGUAGAUGUUGCCUAAUGCACUGAGUUCUUCCUGCAUUUUGUGUUUUCCGAGGCUUAAAGUCUCCGUGUUGCCUUUAUGGCAGUCAUUUAGUUUAUAAUAUUUUCGCUUAGUAAUUCGUUUGUUAACAUUCUAGUUAAAGUUAGGAUUGUUUAAAGUAAAUUUGUUGUCUGUGAUAUAUCGUGGCAUGCGAUGACAUCACAUCCGGUUUGGCCGCGUCCUGUGGGAAAAUACCGGUUUGGAGAAACGGGAAGGAGGGGGUCGAGACAUGUGCGAGUGCAAGCAGCAGCAAUGUUUUCUCUCUACGCACCAGAAACAUUGUGAAGGCAACGCUGUGAGUUAUGAGAUAAUCGAUAUGUUGAAUUAAAAUGUUAACGCCGAUCCUGUUAAAAGUAACCACGGUCGAUAAGGUUUAUGUUUUCGUUAGUUAAAGAGUUG
This is a messenger RNA of Hypanus sabinus (Atlantic stingray), 2625 nucleotides long. Its product is annotated as lysosomal membrane ascorbate-dependent ferrireductase CYB561A3. Gene Ontology annotation, molecular function: oxidoreductase activity. The record is from RefSeq and is a predicted model, not a curated record. Bases 258 to 989 code for a protein of 243 amino acids. Gene Ontology annotation, cellular component: lysosomal membrane. The transcript is spliced from 6 exons. Lineage: Eukaryota; Metazoa; Chordata; Chondrichthyes; Myliobatiformes; Dasyatidae.